This is a messenger RNA of Anopheles merus, 1737 nucleotides long. RefSeq names its product soluble calcium-activated nucleotidase 1. The coding region runs from base 279 to 1568 and encodes 429 amino acids. Gene Ontology annotation, molecular function: GDP phosphatase activity; calcium ion binding; UDP phosphatase activity. NCBI's taxonomy places the organism in Eukaryota, Metazoa, Arthropoda, Insecta, Diptera, Culicidae. The record is from RefSeq and is a predicted model, not a curated record. The transcript is spliced from 2 exons. Gene Ontology annotation, biological process: proteoglycan biosynthetic process.
ACGUCAACACGCGAGGUAGAAAGUUUGUCGCAAGAAACUUUGGUCGCGGAGCACUCGCAGUGUUGUCGUGGGAGAUAGAUAAAUAUUAGUCUAAUUAUUCUAAGCGCGAUGACAUUGUGACGUGUACGCGAACGUGUGUGUACCUGCUGCCCCUGCCGCCAUCGCUGCCGCACACGUUUCUGCGGCCCAGAGGGAGGUGGGCUACCUUGCCUUGAAUCGGCCCGCUAUUGAUCGGGCGGAACACUCGCCCUCCUCGAACGAAGCCGUCGCCCCAUCAGAUGAAGCAAUUCAACGGCUCCAUCUCGCCGUCCUCGUCCUCAUCGUCCUUGCCGUUCGCCAGUUUGGGAUCGGGUAAGACCUCUUCCAAGCAGUCGUCCGGCUCCACCAUCAUCGACACCGGGAUGUAUCUACGAGAUUGGCGGAAAGCGCUCCGUUCACCACCGUCGUACAGGAUAGGCAACAGGACGAUCCGGCUACAGGUACACUUCACCUGGGUGCUGGCGACACUGUGCGCGUUCCUGCUGCUGGUGCUGUACAUCUCCUCCAGUCCUUCGUCGUUGCUGAGCGAUGGACCGCCGACGAACAGCUUUCUGCGCACUUCCGCCAUAGUGUACAACCACACCUAUCCACUGACCAGCCCGAUCGUCAGCAGUGGCAUCUACUCAUUCCGGGUGGGCAUCAUUGCGGAUUUGGACACCAACUCGGCGCUGAAGAAGAAUCAGUGGGGAAGCUACUAUCUCAAGGGCUAUCUCAGCUUCAUCCCGUCCAAGCGUUCGAUCACGGUGUCCUGGGACGAGGGCGAGGCGAAGGCACUGCAGUCGGGCUUUGCGCUUAAGGGCCGCGGAAUGGAGCUGUCCGAGCUGGUGGUGUUCAACGGCAAGCUGCUGACGUUUGACGAUCGUACGGGUUUGGUGUACGAGAUUGAGGGCGAAAAGGUGAUUCCGUGGGUGCUGCUGAUGGAUGGCGACGGCCGUACGUCCAAGGGCUUCAAAUCGGAGUGGGCCACGGUGAAGGAUCAGGUGCUGUACGUUGGAUCGAUGGGCAAAGAGUGGACGACCUCGGCCGGCGACUUUGAAACGCACGAUCCCAUGUACGUGAAGGCUGUCACGGUACACGGAGAGGUGUAUCACCUAAACUGGAUUAACCAUUACAAAGCCAUCCGGAAAGCGAUCGGCAUCGAGUGGCCCGGGUACAUGAUUCACGAGUCCGGUGCAUGGUCGGAGGUGCACCGACGGUGGUUCUUCCUGCCCAGGCGCUGCUCCCGCGAGCGGUACAACGAAACGCGCGACGAGCAUAUGGGAUGCAACUUCCUCAUAUCGAGCGACGAAACGUUCCAAAACAUUCGCGCAAUCGAGCUGAAACGGAACGACGUACCGGCGACGCACGGGUACUCGAGCUUUAAGUUUCUGCCCACCAGCAACGAUGAAAUUAUCGUUGCCCUGUCGACGGAAGAGCUGAACGGCAAGACGUCCAGCUUCAUCAGCGCGUUCACCGUCGAAGGCGAGCAGCUGAUGGUGGAGACGCGCAUCAACACGGAGUACAAGUACGAGGGGCUAGAGUUUAUCUAGAGUGCGGGUGCUGGGCGGGUUGGGCACUUGGGGUUGCCAUAGUAUUCCACUGUUUUUUGUACAUAGCCAUGAGUCUGAGUGUUCCCGCUCGCUAGGCAGCUAGGUUAGACAAUGACACUUUAAUCCGCAACUGAUACCGCUUCCUUGGCACGGGCCCGGUAAUUGGGUC